AUGCGUUUCUCUCAUUUCUUAAAGUAUAAUGCAGUUCCUGAAUGGCAGUCACAUUAUUUAGAUUAUAAUUCUUUGAAAGAUUUGAUUUAUACUUUACAGACAAAAGAAUUGCAAUUAAAUGACCAGGGCGCUGAGGAUACAUCAAAUGAGUUGGAUAUUUCUUUGAAAGAAAAAUUGAAGAAAAAAUUAUUAUUCAAAAAGAAAAGAGCCAAUUCUAGUGGUACUGACAAGACUGAGCAGGCUCCAAAUAGUUCUACAGUGGAAACUUUUUCUGUUAAUAAUUUCCAAGAUUUGGAAAAUAAUUAUAUUGAAUAUUCUUCUAAUCCAAAUGAUAAUAAAGAAAAAACUUUAAUUCAAGAAGAAACAAUUGAAUUAUCGAAUUUUAAUACACGUCCAAGAACUUCAACUUCUUCUUAUUCAUCAUCAUUAAAUUCAAUUCUUCAAGACCCAAAAGAUGUCUUCAUUCAAUCGUUAAACGUCCAAAAAUAUAAAAUUGAUGAAUUCUAUAAAAGAUUGGAAAAUAAAUUAUUAGAUAAAUAUGCUGCUUUAAUCAAUGAUUUAUUGUCACAAAAUAUUAUUACUCCAGAUUUCAAGAAAGCUUCAACUCCUUUACCACCAGAUUUAGCUGAGUCUGUAACUCCAGAGGAUUCUGAAGAAGAAGAAGAAGAAGAAGAUUUCACUAAUGACAAUACUGCUCUUCUAAAUUAUAAAGAUUUUAAUAUUGAAUCACAAAAGUUAUCUCUUUUGAAACAAACUAUCACAAAUUGCUAUAUUGAUUUAUGCCAAUUGAAAUCAUUUAUUGAAUUAAAUAAAUUAGCCUUUAGUAAAAUUACUAAAAAAUUUGAUAAAGUUUUAAAAUACAAUACAAGACAAGAAUUAAUUCAAUCUAAUUCUCUUUUUAAAGAUUCUUAUACAUUCACUAAUGACACAAUUUUCCAAUUAAACGAAAAAAUUCUACGUUUGAUCGAUUUUUACUCCAUUAUAAACAAUUAUACUAUUCUUGAAUCCAAAACAGAAUUGAAAAAAUUAUUACAUGAUCAUAUUAUCUGGGAAAGAUCUCUAGAAUGGAAAGAUAUGCUGGGUUUAGAAUCCCAUGAUUUAAACCAUCCUUCUUUAGAUAAUACUCCCACAGCAAAUGAUAUUCUAUUAGAAAAAUUACAUUUAACAUAUUAUAAAUAUCCAUUACCUUCAUUUUUACAAUUACAUUCCAAAUAUUUAACUUGGGAAAAUGCUGCAAUUCCAAAAUUUUUUUUCACUUGGAAAGCUGCUAAAAUCGCUUUUAUUUUUGUUUUCACCGCUAUUCUUUUAGGUGUAAAGACUUUUAAUGAUCGUGUGGAGGGUCGUUGUAUGGCUCUUGUGGAAUGUUGUGCUCUAUUAUGGGCUACUGAAGCUAUUCCAUUGUUUGCUACAGCUUUUUUAGUUCCACUUUUAACAGUCCUUUUCAAAGUGCUAAAAAAUUCAGAUGGUUCUACUAUGUCAGGUGCAGCUGCUUCUUCAACAAUUCUCUCAGCUAUGUGGUCUUCAACAAUCAUGAUUCUUUUAGCUGGGUUUACCUUAAGUGAAGCCCUAGCCCAAUAUGAUAUAGCAAGAGUAUUUGCCUCUUGGUUAUUAGCUGGUGCAGGUACAAAACCAAGAAAUGUUUUAUUAAUGGCAAUGGGGGUGGUAUUUUUCUUAUCAAUGUGGAUUUCAAACGUUGCUGCUCCAGUUUUAACAUAUUCAUUAUUAUCUCCAUUAUUGGAUCCCUUGGAUGCCUCAGUUCCAUUUGCAAGAGCUUUAGUUAUGGGUGUUGCUAUUGCCGCAAACAUCGGUGGUUUAUCUUCUCCAAUUUCCUCCCCACAAAACGUCAUCUCAAUGGAUUAUUUAAAACCUUAUGGAAUCGGUUGGGGCCAGUUUUUUGCAGUUGCACUACCAACAGGUAUUUUAUCAUUAAUUUUAGCUUGGGGUUUAAUGUGUUUAUCAUUUAACAUUAAUAAGACAAAAUUAGAAAAAUUCGUACCUGUUAAAACCAGAUUUUCCUUAAAACAAUGGUUUAUUAUUGGCGUUUCUCUUGCUACAAUUUUGUUAUGGUGUGUUGAAUCUCAAAUUGAAGGUGCUUUUGGUUCCUCAGGACAAAUAGCAAUUUUACCAAUUGUUUUAUUCUUUGGUACUGGUAUAUUAUCUACAAAUGAUUUAAAUACAUUCCCUUGGUCAAUUGUAGUAUUGGCUAUGGGUGGUAUUGCUUUAGGUAAAGCUGUUUCAUCAUCAGGCUUAUUAUCAACUAUUGCUUUAGCGUUACAGAAACGUAUCCAAAAUGAUGGGGUUAUGUCUAUUCUUUGUAUUUUUGGGGUUUUAAUGCUUGUUGUUGGUACAUUUGUCUCACAUACAGUCUCUGCUAUUAUUAUUAUCCCAUUAGUUCAAGAGGUUGGUGAUAAGUUACCAGAUCCUAAAGCUGCUCCAAUUUUGGUCUUUGGCUGUGCCUUAUUGGCUUCUGCUGGUAUGGGUUUAGCCUCUGCUGGUUUCCCUAAUGUUACAGCUAUUUCAAUGGUCGAUAAAAAGGGCAAUAGAUAUCUAAAUAUGAUGAUGUUCCUGUCAAGAGGUGUUCCAGCAUCUCUGAUAGUAUUCGUCUGUGUUAUUACUUUAGGUUAUGGUAUCAUGCAUUCAGUCCUACAUUAA
Henningerozyma blattae CBS 6284 is the source of this 2652-nucleotide messenger RNA. RefSeq names its product SPX domain-containing inorganic phosphate transporter (gene PHO90). Gene Ontology annotation, biological process: monoatomic anion transmembrane transport; phosphate ion transport; polyphosphate metabolic process. Gene Ontology annotation, molecular function: phosphate transmembrane transporter activity. The coding region runs from base 1 to 2652 and encodes 883 amino acids. Gene Ontology annotation, cellular component: membrane. The record is from RefSeq and is a predicted model, not a curated record. The transcript has a single exon. Lineage: Eukaryota; Fungi; Ascomycota; Saccharomycetes; Saccharomycetales; Saccharomycetaceae.